Messenger RNA from Papilio polytes (common Mormon), 2025 nucleotides. RefSeq names its product proton-coupled folate transporter-like. Gene Ontology annotation, molecular function: transmembrane transporter activity. Gene Ontology annotation, biological process: transmembrane transport. The coding region runs from base 365 to 1975 and encodes 536 amino acids. Gene Ontology annotation, cellular component: membrane. Lineage: Eukaryota; Metazoa; Arthropoda; Insecta; Lepidoptera; Papilionidae. The transcript is spliced from 8 exons. The record is from RefSeq and is a predicted model, not a curated record.
AGUUUACCUUCAGCCUUCCGAUGCUUUAGAGCGCAUGCAUCGGUUGACGUGGAGUGAGAUUUUUAUUGCAUUUAUUAGUGAAUAUGUGUAUUGUAACUUCAAUUUUGAUAUUAACUUACAAGAUCAAAUAAUACAAGAAAGUGUAUUGUACGUUGAUCUAGCUAAUAUAAAACAAAAGCUAAUUAUCAACAUUCUAUGUUUUAUCUAUAUCUACAUUUAAUUGAUAUCAUACAAACAUAUCGUGCAAACAAAUAAUACAGGGCAUUACUGUGUCUAAACAGACGUGUAUUGUGUUAAAGUUUGUAUUAAUAUUUGUGACACAAAGAAAUGGGAACAACUUCAAAUUGAAGUAACAUAAAUAAAAAUGGCAGAUAAGAAACAAAGAGAAGAUAUAAAAGAAAAGAAGGAAGAGAAACCGUUGAACGAUGAUAUCGAAAAGAAAACCAAGAAGAAGACCUUUAGAGAAAGGUUAAGGCAUAUAAAAAAUAAUAUAACCGUUGAACCAUUAUUAGCAGGUUUGAUUAUACCAAGUGUUAUAUCAAGAUUUGCUAUGUCGAAUUUCAAUUUGGACAAAGCGUGCAGAGUGAACCUUGACUUUGGAGAUGAAAUUUGCACCGCACUUGUAAAAAGAACGUCUAACAACUAUACAGUUUGGGAGAAAGAAGUGCAAAAGUUAAUAUCAUCAAUAGAUAUUUGGAAAAGUGUUAUACAUACUUCAUUGCCGUGCAUCAUAAUAAUGUUCUUAGGAGCUUGGAGCGAUAGGACUGGGAAAAGAAAAAUUUGCAUCCUCUUGCCGAUUUUCGGAGAAUUCGUUACAUCAAUUAACAACCUGAUUAACGUAUAUUUCUUCUAUGAAAUACCAGUGCAAGUGACAGUAUUUUUAGAGACUAUAUUUCCAUCAAUAACUGGAGGUUGGGUGACGAUGUUUCUGGGAGUUUUCAGUUACAUUAGUGACAUCACUUCUGAAGAAUCAAGGACAUUUAGAGUUGGUAUGGUAAACUUCUGCCUCACAGCCGGAUUACCCGUGGGUAUUGGAUUGAGUGGAAUUCUCCUACAAAGACUUGGAUAUUAUGGAAUAUUUUCAGUAACUGCUGUACUUUUUUGCGUCGUUCUUACUUAUGGAUGUUUCUUCUUGAAAGAACCGAACGACUGGCUUCGAGACAACGGUCGCCCAGUGAUAGAACGUGCAGAGACACCUAAGGUUUCCUUCUUCAAUGUGUCGCACGUAGUCGAGACGGUAGAUGUCGCUACUCGACGCCGUCCUUCCAACAGACGUGUGAAAGUUAUUCUGACAUUGCUCAGUGUCUUCAUUUUGUAUGGACCAUCGAUGUCGGAGCACACAAUAUUUUAUCUAUUUGUGCGAAAUCGCCUUAACUGGGAUAUGGUCAAAUAUGGUCUUUAUGCAAGUUACUCCAUCCUGUUACAUUCCUUUGGUGCUAUGUUCUCAAUCACAAUAUUAAGCAAACGACUGCAAAUCGACGACUCUUUCCUCUGCUUGCUCUCAAUUAGCAGUAAGUUCUUCGGCUCCAUUUGGACUGCGUUCGUACAGUCAGACAUCGAAAUGUAUUUAAUUCCAGUUGCUGAAAUACUGAAUGCUACAACAUUCACAUCGCUGCGGUCAAUCAUAUCCAAGUUGGUUGAUAAACAAGAAACUGCUAAAGUGAAUUCAUUGUUUUCACUAACUGAGACGCUCGGCUCGCUCGUGUUCCAUCCGUUCUACUCGUGGGUGUACAUGCGGACGCUGCACGCGCUGCCGGGGGCAGUGUUCCUCAUUAGUGCGGCCUUCAUUGUUCCCGCCGCCUUCAUUCUUACAUAUUUCUACACACAACACAGAAGAGAAUUGAGAAAUGCGAGAAAAGUCGCGUUAGAAAAUCAAGAGAAAAAUGAUGCACAGAAUUCAAAACCACAAAUAAGCAAUAAUUUACCAGAGACGAUUGGACGGAUAGAGACUGAAUUUGAAAAAUCGAAAUUAUAAAGCCAUAUUUGUUAAUUAUUUUUAAUCGUAAUAUAUGAAACGUUUUAAAA